GUGACCAUUCCGAGACGCUAGGGGCGCUGUCUCUCUAACUCCACACUGGCAUAUUGUACCACUUUAAUGACGUAGCGAAAAAAUAAUACAAAUCUGAGUGAGGUAUCGGUGGCUCGGUUUUCAGUAGGAAUGGAUAAAUUAAACUGUUCUUUUCUUCCACGCUUUCAACCAACCCUUUUAUUAUUGCUAUCGUGUAUAUUUGGGUUGUCACUCGGUACGGAGCUGAGUUUUGUGACAUGCGGGUCAGUCGUUAAACUGUUAAAUCUAAAGCACAAUGUGAGACUACACUCCCACGACGUACGCUACGGGUCCGGUAGCGGGCAGCAGUCUGUAACAGGGGUUGUUGCAGUGGAAGACAGUAACAGCUACUGGAGUGUUCGUGGGACAAGUGACGCCUUCUGCCAUCGGGGUACCCCAGUAAAGUGUGGACAGACGAUCCGCCUCACCCAUGUCAACACAGGCCGAAACCUGCACAGCCACUACUUCACCUCCCCGCUGUCCUCUAACCAGGAGGUGAGUGCUUUUGGUGAGGAAGGGGAGGGGGACCACCUGGACGAGUGGACAGUUCAAUGUGGCGGAUCCGUGUGGAAACGCGAGGAGGCUGUCCGCUUCCGUCACAAGGCCACUGACGCGCUACUGUCUGUGACAGGGGAGCAGUACGGACGGCCGAUCCACGGUCAGAGGGAAGUUCACGCCAUGUCGAGCCCCAGCCAGCACAGCUUGUGGAAGGCCAUGGAGGGCAUCUUCAUGAAGCCCAGCGAGAGCCCGGCAGGCAGCCGAGACUACAGUCACCCUCACACAGAGUUCUGAGCUUUUCUUCUCCCCUCCUGUCUCUUCUCAUUUUCCUCCCUGUCUACCUCUGUUUUCCUACCUCUGUCCCUAAUUACAUCUGUACCAGCAUCCUCCAAACGCAUCUCUGUCCCCUGCUAUCUUGUCCCAUUCUUCUCUUUCAUUAACCUUUGACUGUCAUCUUUUGAAGAGACUGUGCCAAAGUCUGUCAUGCAUCAGGCUACAAUUACUUCAUCUUAUCAGUCCAACCUCUCUGACAUACAGUAGUGUUUUUUAAAUUUCAUCUACAAAACAUCUGUGGAGAUUAAUGUGGAAAAGCUAUUGAAUCUUCCAGCAGCUAACAUUAUCUGAAUAACACUAUAAUUUGCCUUAACAGGUACAAGAAUACACAAAGGUGUUAAAAAUGCAGUUUUACUGUGUAUUGUUACUCAUUACUAUGACACUUGGUAACACUUUACAUCCAAGAAGAGGUUUUCCUCUCAGCUGUUAUUUGUUGUUAAAUAACUGCUGUUUUUUGGGCUAAAAAAAAAAAAACAUUGUUACACUUGUGCCUUUCUCUUGUUUUGUUUUUUUAAAGAAGUAGUAGGUGUUUACAUUGUGGAGCCUUUUAAACCUUGGGAAGCGUAAGAAUUUUGUUGUGUUUUUAUGGUAUUUGUAAGCCAUAUUCUAUUUACACAAUAAUAAGCAGUGUUACUAUGGUAAAAUACCUUUUCUUCCCUUUAAGUCAGAUUCAGUGUAGCAUAUAAAUGAUCCCACACUAACUGACAUGAGAGAAUAAGCAGUUUUGUCUCUGGUGUUUUUUUUAUUUUUAAGUUGCAUCACUUAGCUGGAUGCUGUUUAUUGUCAUCGUUCAAUCGGUUUCCAAGUGCUGGGAGACUGUUUUUACGCUCAUGCUGUCUGUGUAUGCAUGUGUGUUAGAUCAACUCUUUAGUUUUAGAGGUUCAUGUGAUCAACAAAGCUGCGAUGAAUACCUCACAUUAAAAAGAUUUUCUUUUUUUUUUUGCA
This is a messenger RNA of Seriola aureovittata, 1794 nucleotides long. RefSeq names its product stromal cell-derived factor 2 (gene sdf2). NCBI's taxonomy places the organism in Eukaryota, Metazoa, Chordata, Actinopteri, Carangiformes, Carangidae. The record is from RefSeq and is a predicted model, not a curated record. Bases 130 to 810 code for a protein of 226 amino acids. The transcript has 3 exons.